Gigantopelta aegis is the source of this 1869-nucleotide messenger RNA. Its product is annotated as ankyrin-1-like. NCBI's taxonomy places the organism in Eukaryota, Metazoa, Mollusca, Gastropoda, Neomphalida, Peltospiridae. Gene Ontology annotation, molecular function: protein binding. The record is from RefSeq and is a predicted model, not a curated record.
AUGAUAGCCAGUGAAAAAGGCCAUAGUAAUGUCAUCCAACUAUUAAUAGAGAGAAACGUUCCAAUAAACAUUCUGAAUAAGGAAGGAUUUACAGCAUUUUAUCUUGCCUGCAUGAAUGGUCACUUGUUAGUCAUCUCUACCUUACUUAGUAAUGGGGCAGAUCCUAACCUAGCUAACAAUAAUGGCUUUACACCUCUUAUGAUAGCCAGCAAAAAAGGGCAUGGUGAUGUCGUCCAACUAUUACUACAGAGAAACGUUCCAAUAAACAUCCAGGAUGAUGAAGGGUUCACAGCAUUUAUUUGUGCUAAACAACAAUGGAGCAACAGCAAUGGUUUUGCCUCCCAAAAUGGUCACUUGUCUCUGUUUUUACCAUUACUCAACUAUGGUGCUGACCCAAAUCUUUCUAUGAAAAAUGGAGCAACACCUUUAAUGGCAGCCAGUGUAAAAGGUCAUAAUGAUGUCGUCCAACUAUUACUAGAAAGAAACGUUCCAAUAAAAUCCAGAGCCAAAAUGGAGAAACAGCACUUUUUUGGUGCCAGCCAGAAUGGUCACUUAACAGUUAUCUCUACCUUACUUAGCAAUGGGGCAGAUCCUAACCAAGCAAAGAAUGAUGGCACAACACCUCUUAUGAUUGCAAGUCUAAAUGGCCAUAGUGAUGUCGUCCAACUGUUACUAGAGAGAAAUGUUCCAGUAAGCACCCAGAACAAAGAAGGAUUCACAGCAUUUUAUCUUGCCUGCAUGCAUGAUCACUUGUUAGUCAUCUCUACCUUACUUAGUAAUGGAGCAGAUCCUAACCUAGCUAACAAUAAUGGCUUUACACCUCUUAUGAUAGCGAGUGAAAAAGGCCAUGGUGAUGUCGUCCAACUCUUACUUAGUAAUGGGGCAGAUCUUAACCUAGCUAUAAAUAAAGGCUAUACACCUCUUAUGAUAGCGAGUGAAAAAGGCCAUGGUGAUGUCGUCCAACUAUUACUAGAGAGAGAUGUUCCAAUAGACACCCAAAACAAGAAAGGAUUCACAGCAUUUUAUCUUGCCUGCAUGAAUGGUCACUUACACCCCCAAAACAAGAAAGGAGUUACAGCAUUUUAUCUUGCCUGCAUGAAUGGUCACUUGUUAGUCAUCUCUACCUUACUUAGUAAUGGGGCAGAUCCUAACCUAGCUAUGAAUAAUGGCUUUACACCUCUUAUGAUAGCCAGUGAAAAAGGCCAUAGUGAUGUCAAUCAAAAUGGAGCAACAGCACUUUUUUGUGCCAGCCAGAAUGGUCACUUAUCACUAAUCUCUACUUUACUUAGUAAUGGGGCAGAUCCUAACCUAGCUAUGAAUGUUGGCUUUACACCUCUUAUGAUAGCGAGUGUGAAAAAGGCCAUGCGAGUGAAAAAGGGCCAUGGUGAUGUCGUCCAACUAUUACUAGAGAGAGAUGUUCCAAUAGACACCCAAAACAAGAAAGGAUUCACAGCAUUUUAUCUUGCCUGCAUGAAUGGUCACUUGUUAGUCAUCUUUACCUUACUUAGUAAUGGGGCAGAUCCUAACCUAGCUAACAAUAAUGGCUUUACACCUCUUAUGAUAGCGAGUGAAAAAGGCCAUGGUGAUGUCGUCCAAUUAUUACUAGAGAGAGAUGUUCCAAUAAACACCCAGAAUAAGAAAGGAUUCACAGCAUUUAUUUGUGCUAGCAAAAAUGGCCACUUAUCAGUCAUUUCUAUCUUACUUAGUAAUGGGGCAGAUCCUAACCAAGCAAAGAAUGAUGGCACAACACCUCUUAUGAUAGCGAGUGAAAAAGGCCAUAGUGAUGUCGUCCAACUAUUACUAGAGAGAAAUGUACCAAUAAACACCAGAACAAGAAAAGAGUUACAGCAUUUUAUCUUGCCUGCAUGA